Capsaspora owczarzaki ATCC 30864 is the source of this 1935-nucleotide messenger RNA. RefSeq names its product coiled-coil domain-containing protein 93. The record is from RefSeq and is a predicted model, not a curated record. Gene Ontology annotation, biological process: Golgi to plasma membrane transport. The transcript has 9 exons. The coding region runs from base 1 to 1935 and encodes 644 amino acids. Lineage: Eukaryota; Filasterea; Ministeriida; Capsasporidae.
AUGGAUGGUAUUGCAGAGCGUCUCGAAAACAACCGAGCCAUGUCCGUGUUCGCCAGUGUCAAGCGCACGGGCGUCAAAGCCCAGCAACUCGAUGCUGAGGGCAACUUGGUUGAGGUUGAAACGCGCGAGGAUGAGGAGCAAGCGGUCAAGUACGAGCAGAUUAUCGAACUGCUUUUGGCGGCUGGUUACUUUCGCGCGCGCAUCAGCGGCCUCUCCCAGUUCGACAAGGUCGUCGGUGGCAUGGUGUGGAGCAUCACGGCCAGCAACGUCGACAUUGACAUUGACUUGACUCUACCAUCGGUCAACGCAUGUGCCCCGCUUUCUGAAAAGAUUGUCACCGCUCUGACCAAGAUGAAGUGCCCUUCCCGCAUUGAUCCCCAUCAAAUCCAGGGUCUCGAUUGCAUCCACCUCUUCCCCGUUUUCCAGUGGCUCGUCAAGAAGGUCAUCGAGACUCGCGAGGAGAUGGGCGACUACAUUCGCAACUUUGCUGUGGCGCAGUUCAGCAAGGAGAACUCGACGCCGCAAGACGAGGAGAUUGAUUCGCGCAUGAAUGUCACAACGGCCACCGUGGCCAACGUCAAGCGUGCCUACAAGCCCCAACGCCGCUACCGUCGCCCGGCUGGCGCUCGUGCAGCGAGCCACAUCUCGCAGUCUCGCGACCCCGACGAAGAGUCCGACCGCGUGCACACGACGCUGCUCGAGUACGGCCAGCGCUACAAGCUCAGCCGUGCGGCCCAGGAGAAGGCGAGCAAGAAGGGCAUUGACGACAAGAUUCCUGCAGGACUCGCUGGCCAGCAGAAGGAAAAGGACGACGGCGUGGAUGACGCCGAGGAAGAAGAGCGCCGUGUCCGCGCGCUGAUGGCGGCCAUGUCUGCCACCGAAGGUCGCGAGGGCGCUGUGUCUUCGUCGGCCCUCGGCGGCAUGAUUGGCAUGCAGUCGGAUGAGAUUCGACAGCUUGUCAACGAGUACAACGAGAAGCAAGCUGGCCUGGGCGCUGGCGGCGAUGCCCGCGGUGGCGGUGCUCAAAACCACAAGCGUCUGAUUGCCUCGCUUGAGAAGCAGAUUGCUUUGAUGGACAAGCGUCACGCUGAGAUUAAGGAAUUGUACGACCGCCUCUCGGGCAAGUACAAUGCAACCCAGGCAGAGCUGGAUGCCGUCCUUGCUCACAAUGCCAAGAUUGACGCCGAGCUGGCCAAGUUCGAGGCCAUGCAGACCCCUGAAAACUCUGCCGUGCUUGCCCGCCUCAGCUCGCUGGUGACCUUGAACGAGAGCUUGAAAAAGCAAGAGACCGACUUCCGCGCAUCCUGCAAAGAGGAGGUUGCGCGAUUGCAGGAGGCCAUCGAGAAGCUCAAGGCUGGCGAAGCUGGAGGCGACGACGAAGAGAAGGAGCGUCUGCGUCUGAUCAACGAGCAGUUUGAGGCAGACAAGGAUCGGUUGCAAAAGAUUCGCGUGUUGCUCGGCAAAAAGAACCGCGACAUUGCGGCCAUCACACGCCUGAUUGACGAAAUCCCGUCGCGCAGCGAGCUCACGCAGUACCAAAAGCGAUUUGUCGAGCUGUACAACCAGGUCGCGGCCAAGCUCACCGAAACCAAGCAGUACUACACGCUUUACAACACGCUCGACGACACCAAGCUCUAUAUGUCCAAAGAGCUGUCGCUGCUCAACUCCAUCCACGACUCCUUCGAGCGUGCGAUGGCCACUGCGCAGAACAAGGAGCAGUUCCUGACCCAGUUCGAGAACAUUGUGACUGGUGUCAAGGCCAACCUGGAGAAGGUGGACAAACGCCGAGACAACGAAAAGGCCAAACGCGACAAGCUCAACGACGAGUAUCUCGAGCUUGUGGACAAGCAGCGCUUGUACUACAAGACCGUCAAGGAGUUCCAAGAGGAGUGCCGCAAGAACGAAAACCUUCUCGCUCAAUUCGAAGCUGCAUAA